CAUCUCUUCUUGGUGUCUCUUCCUCCUCCCCGUCCUCCCGGCAGGCCAUGGGGUGUGUGGGGCUCCUGGUUAUCCCAGAAGACACCAAGGAGCAGCAGGGUGCUCAGGGGGAAUGUCCCCAUCCCUGUUCCCAGGAGUGCCAGGAGCUAGCUGCUGUCCCGGUGCCACAAGCUAUAAAGCGUUUCCUGAAGGAGGACUCUGAGGAGGCUGAGCUGAGCCAGCUCCUGCAGGAUUGCCCACCGGUUGACAGCCCCAGGAAGGUGGAGCCCCCGGAGAGCUGGCAGGAGCCCGGCCGCCCCCUCUGUGGCAUGGGCAGGCUCCCCCCUGACAUCGAUGAGAGGGAUGCCAGGAUCUUCUCCCGAUCUCAGCCCCUGGAUGUCCAGCAGCACAUCGCAGCUCCCGCACCCCUGAGCCCCAACCGGCCCCGGAGCCCUUGGGGGCAGCUCGACCCCUAUGACUCCUCUGAGGAUGACAAGGAGUACGUGGGCUUUGCCACACUGCCCAAUCAGGUUCAUAGGAAGUCAGUGAAGAAAGGCUUUGACUUCACCCUCAUGGUGACAGGGGAAUCUGGACUGGGCAAGUCUACCCUAAUCAACAGCCUCUUCCUGAUGGACAUGUACAGAGACCGCAAGCUGCUAAAUGCUGAAGAGCGCAUCACACAGACAGUGGAGAUCAUCAAGCACAUAGUGGACAUUGAGGAGAAGGGUGUCAAGCUGCGCCUGACCAUUGUGGACACGCCAGGCUUUGGUGAUGCCGUCAACAACACUGAGUGCUGGAAGCCGGUGGCUGACUACAUUGACCAGCAGUUUGAGCAGUAUUUCCGUGAUGAAAGUGGCCUCAACAGGAAGAACAUCCAGGACAAUCGUGUCCACUGCUGCAUCUACUUCAUCUCACCCUAUGGCCAUGGGCUUCGGCCCCUGGAUGUGGAGUUCAUGAGAGCCCUGCACCAACGGGUGAACAUUGUGCCUGUGCUGGCCAAGGCUGACACCCUGACUCCAACAGAGGUGCAGCGCAUGAAGAACAAGAUCCGUGAGGACACUGAACACUAUGGCAUCCAACUCUACCAGUUCCCCGAGUGUGACUCGGAUGAGGAUGAGGAAUUCAAGCUGCAGGACCAGGCACUGAAGGAGAGCAUUCCCUUUGCUGUCAUUGGCAGCAACACGGUGGUGGAAGCCAAAGGCCGGCGCAUCCGUGGGCGCCUCUACCCCUGGGGCAUUGUGGAAGUGGAGAACCCAUCCCACUCUGAUUUCGUGAAGCUGCGGACAAUGCUGGUGAGGACCCACAUGCAGGACCUCAAGGAUGUGACGCAGGACAUCCACUAUGAGAAUUACCGCAGGCAGUGCAUCCAGAGCAUGACCCGCAUGGUAGUGAAGGAGAGGAACCGCAACAAGCUGACACGGGAGAGCGGGACAGAUUUCCCCAUACCUGUCAUCUCCUCGGUGCCAGAUGCAGAGACGGAGAAGCUCAUUCGGGAGAAGGAUGAGGAGCUGCGGCGCAUGCAGGAGAUGCUCCAGAAGAUCCAGAAGCAGAUGAAGGACUCACACUAACUCCUCUUGCCUCUUCUUCCUCCUCCUCGUGCCCCAAAUCAGAAACAUUUGCAUCACUCUCCAUCCUACCCUGACCCUGCUGCAAAACGCAGUACAACACUGACUGCAUCUGCCACCUUAA
Messenger RNA from Pezoporus flaviventris, 1668 nucleotides. Its product is annotated as septin-4-like. The transcript has 12 exons. The record is from RefSeq and is a predicted model, not a curated record. The coding region runs from base 48 to 1547 and encodes 499 amino acids. Gene Ontology annotation, cellular component: septin ring; synaptic vesicle; cell division site. Lineage: Eukaryota; Metazoa; Chordata; Aves; Psittaciformes; Psittacidae. Gene Ontology annotation, biological process: regulation of exocytosis; cytoskeleton-dependent cytokinesis. Gene Ontology annotation, molecular function: GTPase activity; GTP binding; molecular adaptor activity.